Molecule: messenger RNA, 835 nt
Organism: Nomia melanderi (Alkali bee)
Lineage: Eukaryota; Metazoa; Arthropoda; Insecta; Hymenoptera; Halictidae
Gene: elm
Product: calcineurin like EF-hand protein 1 elm
Molecular function (GO): calcium ion binding
Source: RefSeq, a predicted model, not a curated record
GGUAUUAUCUUGUAAAUUACCUUGACUUUUGUGAUUAACCUGUCAUCUGUCAGCUUCUUGUUCUCGCACUGUACUUUGACCCAUAGAAAUAAAUAUGAAUUAAAAAAGAGUGUAACGUGAUAAAGAUUGAAGAAAUUAAUAUAUUGUGAAAUUCUUAUUUUAAAGAAGAACAUGGGUAACAGAUCGAGUUUACUUUUACGGGAAGAGGAAAUAGCACAAAUCCAGGAGGCCACAGGAUUUACACCAAAUCAAAUUGAACGAUUGUAUAGUCGUUUCACAAGUCUUGACCGUGGAGAUUGUGGCACAUUAAGUCGGGAGGAUUUCCUUAGAAUUCCAGAAUUGGCAAUAAAUCCAUUAGGUGAAAGAAUUGUGAAUGCAUUUUUUGAAGAAAGUGGAAAUGACAGGGUUAAUUUUCUACAGUUCAUGCAAGUUCUAGCUCACUUUAGGCCCAUUAAGAAAAAUAGUCCUAAUAGGUUGAAUUCCAGGCAACAGAAGUUGAAGUUUGCUUUUAAAAUGUAUGACUUGGAUAAUGAUGAUUUAAUAUCAAAAGAUGAACUUUUGGCUAUUUUACAUAUGAUGGUUGGAGCAAAUAUUAGUGAGGAACAGUUAACUAGUAUCGCAGAGAGAACUAUAUUAGAAGCUGAUGAGAAUGGUGAUGGAAUGAUAUCAUUUAAAGAGUUCUGUAAGGCACUAGAACGAACAGAUGUGGAACAAAAGAUGUCUAUCAGAUUUCUUAGCUAAUUUACUUCACUGUUUCUUAUAAUAAAGCACAAUUUGCUGAUGAGUUGGAAAGAUGUACUAAAACUUAUCAAUUAAUAAUAGUGAAAAGGAAAUA